CGAAUUCAUUUUUAUAAUUUGUUUUGUACCACCUUUCGAUGAUACCAUUGGUCAUUGUGCCGAAUGCGCGCUGACAUUAUGUUCACUAUUUUAAUAAUCAAAGUAAUUUGGUUUUUACCAUUGAUAUGGGCAACUACACAUUGGGUCGUCACGCAAAAUGGACGAAUUACUCCCCAGAUGGAUUCAAUAUUUCAACUGGAGAAGUCACAUGACUUAAUGGCUCUUUUAGCUCAAGAAGAUCGUACAGCCAGAGCCGAACUCUUACGUGAAGAGCUUUUUCAGAAGAAAGUUGAAUUUGAACAUCGUGAAGAUAAAGAUAGUGGAGCACUCAUUGAAGAAAAGCUUUAUGCUACAGACCCAGAUUGCUUAAAAGUGGGACGAAAAGUCACCUCAAUGGCAAUUUUCGAAUCAACUCACUCUGAUUUUGAAUUAUACAAUAUCAACUUUAACAAUGACAUGCUGUUAACUGAGGUUGGCAAUUUGGAACCAGAUUGCUCCAAACCUCCAUUGGAUUUCUCCAUGUGCACUUUUGAACAUUUGACAGGAUUACAAAGCCGGUUAGGCCUGACAAUGGAACCGGAAGCAAGUUUGGAGAAAUUCAUCCCAGCCAAUAUGGAUCUCAAAUCUUUUGCCAAUUGGAUUGUUUUCAGUUUACAAAGGAAUAGUACCUCAUGGUUAUCGUUUAAUCUUGCCACUCUGUACUACCGCAUUGUCGGAAAUGCUGCCCAGGCGCUUGAGUGUAGCCGAAGAGCUCUUCUGUUUAGCACGAAGGAGAUGAAAACUAUAGCUUUAGUCAACAUGGGUAACAUUUUGACCCACAGUCAUCAGCAAGAAGAUGGAAUUAUCGUACUGCAUGCAGCUGUUGAUCACAACCCAAGUGAUCCAAUUGCGCAUUACACGCUUGCGAACAGCUAUGCCCUCAUAGGUGAUUUGAACAGGUCGGUUCUUUGCUACGAAAAUGUUUUGAAGCUGAAACCUGAUCUCAAAAUGGCUAUCAGAAAAAUGCACGGCAUCCAGUGCUUAUCCAAAUUGGAAAAAGCCCUAGAAACCCAGCAUAACGUUUUACAGCAUACAUUAACAGAAUUAAAGGAACAGCAACGCAAGUUCGAGGAAUGGAACCAGCUGCAAGAAAAGAUAGUGAGUGCUCAAGCCACAGUCGGACAACGACUUCGCAGUCAACUAGAAUACCAAGAAUUUCGUUUCCGUACUACGAAAUCUCCUCCACCUGUGCAGGACUGUGAACAGUAUGAAGAAGAUGGAUUCAUGUUUUUUCAAUGCAAUAUUAAAACGGACAUGUCGACUUUAGAGACUUGGGGCUCAGCAAUGAUGGAUUUACGUAACCGUCUGGUCGACUUUCAGACGCAAACUGACAAGAUUGUCGAUCUUCUUAGCUUGCGUAGUAUAGCCAAUCAGUCAUCACUUACAGGCGAACUAAACCCGUCUUUAACUGGCGCUGGUCCUGUAGCGUCUUCUUCCGUAAGAUCAGGGAGAUCUACAUCAUUUCAGUUUGAUCGCAGUGAUUUGGAUGAAAUGGAAACGAUGCCUCGUCCGCUUACUGAAUCCGAGUUGCAACGCUGCCCGUCACUCAGCUUACCCAAAAUUGACCAUAUGCCAACUGUAUUGCUGCUGCCGGAAUCUACUGGAUUAGAUGUUGUGAGUUUACUUAACGAACGGAUUGGUCUUCGCAUAGAUGAGGAUCACCCUUUACCUUGGUAUCCGCCCAUUUGUGAGAAACAUCCGUUGAAAUUACUACCCUACGAUGAGAUGUCAUCGAUCAAGUCUCGCAAUGAGCACAAAAAACGGUUGAGAGACGUGAUAAUUCAGCGACAUCUGCUCAGUUACGCUAGGAGUGACGUGGAUCAAAUGUUGAUUAAAGAUGGUGACGACGAUAUUCAGUCGACAGCAGCGCUGGCACAAGUGGGACAGCGUAUCCUUACAGCACUACGAAAUAAAAUUGGCCCUUCAUGGCUUCUGCAUACGCUGGCAGCUCUGUAUUGGCGCGGCCAUGGAAGAGCGUCUAAUGGCAUCGAAUGUUUCCGCCAAGCCCUGAAUUCCGUGCCAGAGCAGCAACGCCAUAUUCCGCUUACCAAUUUAGCUGGUCUGUUGUUGAAAAUGGGUCAAGUGAACGACGCAUUAUCUUUAGCAUCCGCUGCCUACCAAACAAACAGCCGAGAGCCAAAGACAAACUACUUAUUGGGUCUACUCCAUCUACAUUUCAACAACCACUCAGUUGCCGUUAAGCAUUUUGACCGCGCUCUUAAAAUUGAUCCGGAUUCUGCCCCAGAAAUUGAGCAUUACAGGUUAAUGGCAGCGUGUCACGCAGUCGAAAAAGAAACCGCCCAGCACCUGCAAUGCCAAGGAGUAAAUACAGAUUUAGGUUCAGACACAACGUAUAGGACAGUUCUGCGCUGUAGCAAGACGGAAGAAAACGAGGAAUCGGAGAGCAAUUGCGAAGCGGAAGUUCAGGGUCAUACAUCCAACCCAGCUAGUUUGGAAGUAGCCGCCAUAGCAGAUACGGACGAUGAUUUCUUAAUCGACUCGAUUGUCAAUGAACAGAAAUUCAUAAACUUCGAGCUCUUGCAGGAAGAAUCUCUACCUGAAGGACUGUUACGAAUGGGAAAAGUACUACCUCCUCUGCCUCUCACACUACAGCAAUGUCAGGGGCAUCGUAUACGUCUUCGAUCGCAGUUUACCUCCACCUGGCUAAGCGUUGCAGCCAAAAACAUUGAUUUUAAAAGCAUGUUGCCAAAAAGCGUGCCCUCUAAAGCCCUUGUAGAGCCUGUUUGUAAUGCCUCUUUUCCCGUCACUAUGGCGACAUUUGAUCAUCUUACUGGCGUUCGACAUCGUGAUAAAAUUGACUACCGGGCUGAGAGCGCCCUAGAAGAAGCCCUGAAUGCCCUAAUAUUUGACAAAGAGAGAAUCGAUUCGGAAGAAGUGGCGCGCUAUUUGACCUACGCUCUAAAAAACAAUGCAACAUCUUGGGUAUUGACCACAGCUGCGUCUCUCUACUGGCGAGUUAAAGGUCAUGUAAAAAAUGCCAUUGAUUGCCUUCGAAUUGCCCUGCAUCACGCGCCGUACGAUUUCAAAGAUAUUCCCUUAACCAGUUUAGCCAACAUUCUUCAUAGAUCUGGUUUACACAAUGACGCCUUGGUGGCGGCCUACAUGGCGUUGGAAAUCUCACCGACAUUUGUGGUUAUUCACUUUACAGCGGCCAACAUCCACGCAGCUCGGGGUGAUGUUGCCAGAGCAUUGUCUUUUUAUCAGUCAACAUUGGCUCUACAACCAAGCUUUGAGCCGGCAAGGCAACAACUGAUCGAACUCCAGUGCAAACAACUUUUAUUGGAACAGCAUUCUGUAGUCUAAAAACCGGUAUUAUUCUAAAAUGGGUAUCUAUUAUAUUAACCAUAUAGUUUCCACUGCCAAAUUGCGUUUUGUGAACACGUUGUUUUUUUACUGUUACUUUUGAAAUCUCAACUGAGGCCCCACGGAUAACCGAAAUUGCACACCUCUUUACACUCCGUUAACUAAGUUGUAAUUUGAGACUUUUUAAAGAAAGAAUCAAUUCGUUUUCAGGAAAUUAAUGGCGGCAAGAUAAAUGUAUGACUCAACACAGAGGAAGCAAAACAACAGACAAGAUCCGCUGUCACACGCACAAGAGUUGCCUUCCGUUAGAAUUGUUCACGCCAAUCUUGGGCAGUGUUCAGCAGCUGCGGUACAAUAGGAAGAUUGUGAUCAAGGGGAAUGGCUUAAAAGUCGACUGGAACUAGCCAAGGUUAUGGUACAAAUGAGAACUUGUGGACCUUAGCCCGGAAUUUUCGUCCCUCCCCUUCUGUCUCUCAUGAGCACCUGGAUGACGAGGCUGUGUAACCUGAUCAGCGACUCAAAUAACCUUAAAUGCACAGCAAACCUUCGUUUCUUUGCUCACAAUCCUCGGAGAGUCUGCUGGUUUCUUAUAGAGGGACAGGAGUGGAAAUGUAUUGAGGAAGCCGAAUAAGGUUUCCAUCCGCCGGAAGACUGACAGCGACUUUUGAAUUUAGGUUAAGAUAUAGAGAGAGUUAUUUUUCAUCUCAAAUAAAUUUUACUUUUCAGCAUCAGAUUACUAACCAACAUGGAUGGGUCAGAUAGAAAGAAAUCUAGAAUCAAGAAUUAUAUCGCACGAUAAAUAAGAAUCCUGAAUGGGUGUACCUCCGACCGACUGGCUUCAAACGUGCUGGACGUACUCGGAGAAAGUGGCAGAGUUGACCUGCUCGGCUGCUCGGUUGAAGGGAAGAUGCAUACACUUGGCUGUCGCAACCGGCUAUUUAACGGCUGUGUGCGGCUUGAUGCUCUACAAUGCCAUCACCUUACGAGCUUUGCUUCAGUUUUUUUGACGCAAAUGAAAACCUUCAAUAGGUGGGAGGGAUUGCAGAACGGGUGGAAAGAAGCGACGGCUGCACCCCCAUUGGGCUGUUUCUAUCCGGUCUAUCCAUACAUCUACCAUAUUUUCAACAAAAAAGAAAAAAGAAAAAAAAAACUACACGGGGAUUGAAGGAUUCCCUAUGACAGGAAUAUUGACGUAGAAGCCUAGCGCCUCCCGGAAUAGCUUGAACAGCAGUCAUUCCAUCUAGCUUGAUCAGUUUCAUUCCGCAUACGAAAAAACGAAAUGCAGUACUCGACGAAAUGUGAAAGGUUGGCGUGAGUCCACGCGCUCAGGAUUGUUAUCAAGCAGAAUUUUUACAAACACUUUGGCUGACGGCCAAAGCAAAAAGAAAGGAAUAUGUCAUAUUCGUGUAUCUGGAAAAGACAAUCUAGAAGCCCUACGUCUGCGUCGCAUCCCGAUAGGUUCCCGUAUUCUACGUGACCGUUCCUAACUCGAUUGAACGACGGAAACAGCAAACAGAUUUUCGAUUGCCUAUGUAGGUCCAUUACAAAACGAGAUCGAUAAGCUAUUUUGGAAGGGCAGAGGGUGACGUCAUAGCUUCCUUAGAGACUGCUGUCUCCGCAUCGUGCCAACGUCACGUGAUACUUUGAAUGAAUGAGAUCAAUGGAUAGCAGGGAUCGAACCUCGUGAUGGGCGAGUUAAGGGGAAAAUAUAUCUUCUUGAGUUUCCUGUUUAUGCCCCCGCCCCCGCAAAUGGAUUUUGGAGCCGAGUUUCAUCGAGGAUAAAAUGCUACAACAACUUAGAGCUGUACAUAAUUUCUGGUGUCUGUAGUCGACUUUCUUUGAAUGAACUGAGAUUAAUGGAAAAACACACUGUGGCAUUGACAACUGUAGUCACUCGUAAUCCAUUCGCGAUCCUGGAAUUUAUCUUGGUAAGUUGAUUAUCAUGCUGAUUGAAAUGGACACGAGAAUAAUACUUACUACAUCACUCGCUUCACUGCAAACAAUAAUUUUAAGGUUGAUCCAAGGUAUAGUAAGAUUUAAAUGAAAGCGAGCUAUUUUUCAUCUGCUCUGUACCGCAACGACGAGGUUGUGUAUUUCGUGAAUUAAUUGAACACUUCACUACACGAUGGGCUAAAAAAAUUCCAUUGAAAGGAUCAGAGAGAAGAAAAAAAACUAGCCAAUAAGGAUGGAGCGGUGGAUGUUGUUUGCCAUCUGCAGGCUCCGCGGUGUAGAUAUAUAUUGGGACUGGGAAGAUGAGUGACAUCAGCUUACGUCACUGAGAUCCACCCGGACGCCUGCGUCCAAAGACCUUUAUGACGUUGUGAGAUCUCCAUUCCUCGUGUGAGUCGCUAGGCAACGGCAUUCAGUCAAUGUAGCCAAAAAGAGAUGAACUAUUUACCUGCGUGGGUUAAAUUUAUAGACUUAGUAUACAUACUAGUCCCUCUAAGUAGACAGACGCUAGAAAUUUUAAAUAUUUUUCAAAUUUAAACUUAGCAAAUAAAUUAAGCAUUUUUAAAAUUGUAGUUUUCUUUCGUGUUGGACUUGUAGAGGGUCGGAAGGAUAACUAAAACAUUUAAAUUUAUCAAGCAAUUCCGACGAAGGCAAAAAAUAAUUUCUCAAAUCAUUCCAACAAGAAAUAAACAUCAAGAAUGGACGUUACAACUUUUUGAAUCUAUGCGUUUGCGUCAUAAAUCAAUGACGUCAUAAUCCAUAAAAUGACUUCCUCUUUUUAGCGUCUUUUCUUCAUUUAAUUUUACUUUGAAGGAAAUGCUUUCCAUCAGGAGUGACCUUCUGUAGAAGCAAGGAAAACCAUGGAGCAGUAAGAAUAAUAAAAAAAAGCAUCUUUAGCAUCCCAUAUUUCUAUCAUAGACUACGAAGUAGAAGACUACGAUUGCCGCCAUGAGGCUGAGAGGAUUGGGAAAAGACAUGUGCGUCCUUUGCCGUUUGGUGUCGCAUCGUCGCUUUUCGGAACUUUAACUUUUUUUUUCAUUUCCCUACUGAUAUAUAGAGGAAGUUUACAACUUAUACAGUUAAGAAUUUUUCGGGGUUUUCAAUGAUUCUCGGUCCAAAAUAUCUACAGUUUUUAUUUAUAUAUAUAAAUUUUUUAAUUUUUAAAAUUUUAAUUCAUUUUUCUAAAUAUUGUCUCUUUUGUCUACGAAUAGGCAACGUUGCAGAAAAAACCAUUUUUAUGUAUAUCCCACGCCAUUAUGACUGUUGGAUCUCUCUGAGAAAGUUGUUCAGGUGGUGGAAACUGAUAGACAAAAGAUGAAAUAUGAAAAUGGCCAGAAGCUGCAUAAUAAACCAAGCGUGACACGCCAACUGGAGUAGCGAAAGGCAGUGAAAUUAUGCUCGUAAGGUGGCGUGGAACAGGAUGUCUGUUCACUUUUACAGUACCAGAAGUUCUAGGUAUCAGAAAUGCAUUAUCUGCAAUUCUUUUCGCUAAAACUGCCUCCUUGCAUAUUUCCCCUUGAAUCGAAGUGUAAACCCCUCAGGCCCAUGAAUGUGAAAGGCAUUGACACCAGCCAACACUGAAGUUUGGAGCCAUGAUUUUUCAGGUUUAUCAAAAACUUGUAUCGGGCAGCUACGGUAUUAUUCGUCGAUUUCUCUGGUGAUAAUGUAACCCAUCACAUCUUUCCACUCCAACUUGUACUUGAUUCGUUUUCCGAGUAGAAAAUCGAUUAAGCCGCGUAUUGCCACCUAGAUUGACAUAGAGUUUUGUAUAAGUUGCUCAGAAUCCAAACUCGUUUUGUAACUGGCAUGGGAAAGAUUUUCCGCGAAUCUGUCAUUGAUGGGACGAUAUCUUCAGAAAUUUUCGCUGUUCAGGAUGAAUCCGAUUUAUUUCAUUGGGUCGUUUUUACAGCUAACAACCUAGUCUUCAUUUUCUUCCUUAACUCAUUGUAAGCCCAUUUCUUGGCUAGAGCUGUCUCUCAUCCUAAAAAUAUGUUUUGCUUUGUUAAUAGCAAGGCAGUCUCGCUUUUUCCAUUGAACGCCCGUAGUUUUGAUCUAGCAAUAUCGCGAUCUUCUAAUCGUUUAAAGUUUGGUCACGUAAUCAGCUCAUUCCUGUUCGCUUUAAUUCAGCGCUUAAGAAUUUCCCUGACUGGGUAGUGAACUCAUUGGGGGUAUCUUUGAAUCUAUUCGAGUUUUAUCCAAUCCGGUCAAUACUUAGUCGUCCCUAACAAAAACAUUAGUGUCUUAGCUGAUUUUUACAUCGUUUGCGACUUUUUCUCCGACUGAUGGCUCCGCAAUAUCUGUUAGUGGGGUUUGGCACCUAGGUUCUAUCCCUAUUUUUACAACAACUUGUACUUGUUUCACUUUGGUUAAAUCUAUUUACUCGAGUCAAAUCCAUCCUAUAAUAAUUCAGUUUCUCGAAUGCGAGUAAUUAAUUUAAAAACACUUCGGGUUUCAUUUUGAGUCUACACUGCUUUUCAGGACCAGAUGUAUGCAGAAGAUAGCAUAGACUAUUCACUCUCACGGAGAAACGGCGAAUGAAUUGCAUUCGACAUUUCUUUAGGCUAAAUUGUAUUGCCAAUUAACGAAAGAAUUGUUUGCAGAUGACAGUAAAUUUGUUACGAUGAAGCUUCGUGAUGUCCAACUACUCAACACAUGCUGCGGUGGAAGACCACACUUAGUGGAAGAAAGAGCUCUCCAUCGGUGAGAGGAGAUGAUUUGGACUAGAUGGGAUACCUGUUGUCUUUAACAGUCGCACCGGCAUCUGUGUUUCUGCUUCCGUUUCAGCAUAUUUCUAUGUCGGUAGCACGUUGGGCGUAUCAAUGGAAAAAUCAUGAAUGUCGAUCUGAAGAAAACAAACAAAAGCGAGGUCGCAGAUUCCAUUUGGUAGGAGCUUGGUAUUCAGUGCUUAGAGUAAAAUACACGACUUUGCUAGAGA
Messenger RNA from Daphnia magna, 8248 nucleotides. Its product is annotated as tetratricopeptide repeat protein 17. Gene Ontology annotation, cellular component: actin cytoskeleton; cytoplasm. The record is from RefSeq and is a predicted model, not a curated record. The transcript has 22 exons. Lineage: Eukaryota; Metazoa; Arthropoda; Branchiopoda; Diplostraca; Daphniidae. Gene Ontology annotation, biological process: actin filament polymerization. Bases 64 to 3363 code for a protein of 1099 amino acids. Gene Ontology annotation, molecular function: protein binding.